This is a messenger RNA of Punica granatum (pomegranate), 1560 nucleotides long. Lineage: Eukaryota; Viridiplantae; Streptophyta; Magnoliopsida; Myrtales; Lythraceae. The record is from RefSeq and is a predicted model, not a curated record.
UAGUAAUUAUGAAUUUUUACUUUUUGGGUGCAAUUAUAUAUUUGUACUUAGUUCCAUUGUGUAUAUAUAUAUACACAUAGUGCUAGGAUUUUGUUUUCAAUACCCAACCAUCAAGGAAAGUCUUCCAUUGCAUGUUCUGAAAUAUCCGCUUUGUCUUGCAAUGGAACCAAUUAAGGAAGUGACCGUAGUCAUAGUGGGGGCUGGCCCAGCAGGCUUGGCAACCUCUGCCUGCCUGAAUUAUGCUCGUGUCUCAAACAUUGUCCUGGAAAGGGAGAAUGUUUGUGCCUCGCUUUGGAAGAAUAGGGCCUAUGAUAGGCUGAAACUUCACUUGGGCAAGGAGUUCUGCAACCUUCCUCACAUGCCUUUCCCGUCUGAUUGGCCUCGAUUCAUCCCUCGGAAGGAUUUCGUAAACUAUCUAGACAACUACACGUCUAGCUUCAACAUUGAGCCGUACUAUAUGCGGACAGUUUUGUCUGCCUCUUAUGACCCAACAUACGAAAAAUGGCACAUUGUAGCGAGGAACGACUCUUCCAAGGGGCAAGGAUGUGAGACCUAUUGUGCGAAGUUUCUAGUGGUUGCUACAGGCGAGAAUAGUGAAGGGGUUAUCCCUAACGUGCCGGGGCUCAAUGGGUUCUCGGGGGAAUGGAUGCAUUCAAAUGCGUACACCAACGGGCAGAUGUUUGCUGGCAAGGAUGUUCUGGUCGUGGGCUGUGGGAAUUCUGGGAUGGAAAUUGCAUAUGACCUUUGGAAUUAUGGCGCCAACACAUCUAUAGUUAUUCGAAGCCCUGUCCAUGUGUUGACAAAGGAUAUUGUUUAUCUGGGGAUGAAGCUGUUAAAGUACCUACCGACAUUCAUAGUCGACGAGAUCGUUGUGCUCUUCUCCAAGCUGAAGUUCAGAAACAUGGCCAAGAAUUAUGGUAUUGAAAGACCCAAACAAGGACCAUUCUCCUUCAAAGAGGCUACGGGAAGAACUCCUACCAUUGAUGUUGGGGCCAUGGAUAAGAUCAAGGAAGGAAAGAUUACGGUUCUUCCGGCCAUGACAAAGAUAGAGGAUGAUAUUGUGAAGUUUGAAGAUGGUAAGACGGCUCGUUUUGAUGCUAUUAUCUUUGCUUGCGGCUACCGAAGCACUGUUUGGAACUGGCUCAAGGGAGGUGAAGACCUUUUCAAUCCAAAGGGAAUGCCUAGAGGGAGGUUUCCAAACCAUUGGAAAGGAAAGAAUGGUCUGUACGGUGUUGGUUUUGCUGGGAGAGGCUUGGCAGGGAUAUCGAGGGAUGCUAUGAACAUUGCAAAUGACAUCGUUUCGAGCUUCACUUCCAAAUAUUAAUACAAAGCAUGGGGCAUUAUUGUUUUCUGGAACUUUUAAGAUGCUUCUUACUUUUUUCUUGAAAAUAAGAUAUAAGUAGUUAGAACAAUGUCAGAAUAAUUGCAUGCACAUGAAAGUGCGACCAAACCCUUUACGAGUGUGCAUCUCUAAGUGGACACUGGUCAUUGCAGCUCAUGUUUCUUAUGCAAUUAAUGGAUGAUAUACUAGAUAGGAGGGGAGAAUAGUGUUUUACAUAA